This is a messenger RNA of Eremothecium cymbalariae DBVPG#7215, 468 nucleotides long. RefSeq lists its product as uncharacterized. Bases 1 to 468 code for a protein of 155 amino acids. The record is from RefSeq and is a predicted model, not a curated record. Lineage: Eukaryota; Fungi; Ascomycota; Saccharomycetes; Saccharomycetales; Saccharomycetaceae. The transcript has a single exon.
AUGAAGCAUAUUGAUGAGUUUCCAGUAGAGAUUAAGCAGCUUUUACUAAAAUAUGCACCGGAACUAAGUUCGGCAUCCAGAGAAUAUUAUGUUUUACUAAAUAGACGGCAGCCUUACAAAUUAUCACCCAUUGAAAUGCUUCCAAUUUCUAUAAAGCUAAGAAUAUUAUGGUUUGCGUCUGAUAUGCGGUUUGCUUCAAGGGAAUGGUAUUGUCUGCAUAAUGAACUUUAUAGAAAAAAAUGUAAGCAGCUCGAAACAGAUCGUUGGACCUUUAGACACUUAACAAUAGCAAGACAAGUCCAACAUUGUUGUCCUGGCUUUGAGCCUCUGCGUCGUCUAUGUUGUCAGCACUAUAGAAGAGCUUCCACGUGUUGCGAUGCUAAUGAAAUAGUGUCAGUGUUACCAUACGUAUCUGACUCGUGGUAUUAUAUUUAUAAAAACCUACAAGAUUGUGUGUCAACAUGUUGA